Molecule: messenger RNA, 3894 nt
Organism: Fusarium sp. VM40
Lineage: Eukaryota; Fungi; Ascomycota; Sordariomycetes; Hypocreales; Nectriaceae
Source: the annotation of a GenBank genome assembly
AUGCACGACGGCCAGAUUUUGUCUUCUCGAAGUCAAAGUCAAAAUCAAGACCAAAAUCAAAAUCGUAAUUACAGUCACAGCCACUACCGUCCGAGCACGUCGCACUCUUCUGUUACGCCUUCAGCAACAGCAGCCAACGUUGCCGUUGCCGUUGCUGUUGUGCCGCCUUGGGCUUUACCUGCCAAUCCGUCCUCUACAAUACCCGCUUCCGUAUCGACUAAAUCACACUAUUAUCGCGACCCGUCGAGAUCUGCGCCUUCGCCUUCUCCCUCGCUAAUAAACGCUUAUCCUCAUCACAAACCCCCGGGGCCCCGUCUUCCUCGAACAUCUUCACUUCUUCCACCGCCCCGUAUCGAACCCUCGCCGAGAGCUGCAACUUUCGAGAGAUCGGAUCGCUUAUCGCCCACUCCUGGCCAACAAGUCCCCCACAACGCCGCCGACAGCUCUUGGUUGUUGAAUCGUCUGUCUUCUUCAACUGUGUCCACGAAUUUCAGUCGUGCUCCGGCAGAAUCUCCCCGCGCCAACCACUCGCGACUCGGCAACAGCCCCGGUAUCGAUGCGACCACUCCUAUUGACAACUCUCCACCGCCAUCCAAACCAUCGCCUCGGAAACUCCGAAAGAACUACCGCCCAAACACUUCUCUCUUCAACGUCGACGCUUUUGCAUCUGGGCAGCGAGAGGAAAGAAGCCAGUUACCGCAAUCCCUCCCAUUAAUCGUCACUUUAUCACCCCUGGAGCCGCCUGCCGCGUUCGGCUCUCUACUUAACGGCGAAUCUGAAGGGGCUGGCCCUGGCUCUGGUCUUAGUGAGCCUGGGGGAUCAAAGGUCGCCCGCCAAGAGGGACAGUCCCUGACGAAACUCAAUACACAAGGCUCUCCAGCACAGUCCGCCACAUCGACACCAGCUAGCGUGCGCUCAAUGGCUUCAUAUAGACCCAACAUGCCUUACGACCAGGACCCAGAGGUCUACGCGACCCAAAGAGGCCAUUCCAGAGGUCGAUCAAAGGGCAGCAAUGAAAAAGUGCGCGUGGCCAAACCGCCAUCCCAGAAAGCUAUGCUACAUCGUGCUCUACAAAAAGCGAAUACUGCGGUACAAUUAGAUAAUGCACAGAACUUCACGGGUGCAAGAGAGGCGUAUGCGGAAGCUUGCGACCUACUGCAGCAAGUAUUGCAAAAGACAACAGGCGAUGAGGAUAAGCGCAAGCUAGAGGCAAUUCGACGCACUUAUACUAGUAGAAUUGAUGAGUUGGACCAGAUGGCACCUUGGCAAGAAGAGGAAACCAAGGCUCUCCCAGCCCGUCCCGAAAGUUUGGCGCAACGUUCUGAGUCUGAGUCUGUGUUAAGGCUAGAUGACGAUGACGACCUCGAAGAUGCCAACGUCUACGAUACCGCAACGACUACGCGAGUAGAUAGCCAUAGUCCUCAGCCCCGACUGAUGAAUUCACCGCCACGAGACGAUAACUCUGGCUAUAAGAGACGAAGCACGCAGAACAAGCCACAGCCGAUUGUCACAACACUCACUCCAGAGCCCGGGCUUCUCCAGUCAUCUUUCUCACGCUCGCCGGUCCGUCUCCGAACACCCGAGCAUCUUCUGCAACGACCUGUACCAGAACAAUAUAUGCCAGCUCCACUCUCACCGAGACGCCCAGCAUCCCCAGUCAAACCUGACCUCGAUGAUAUGGAUGAGCCUAUGCGAUCCGACUUUUCAAUGAGCCAUGACCAGCUUGCGGAUCCAUUGCCUGAACAUAAUACGUCGCACACUCAUUUUCGGGAGGACAGCAUGAACUCUUGGUUGGACCCUAUCGAUGAGUCUGGAGGCUCGACUUCAUCGUCCCUUCACUCACGCACGUCGUCACUUGGUUUUAGAAGAAAACAUAUUCGGGGCGUAAGCGGAGAGACCGAGGCCGAAUUCGACACAGCGUUAGACGCAGCGAUUGAUGCGGCAUAUGGUGAUGAAUACGAGCUGAUGAGUCCAAUGGAAAAUGAACGAAUGAUGUCAACAGAUUCUGGCGAAGAGGUUGUGGCCAAUGCCAUGCGCAAAGUUGAGCUUGCUCGUCAACGAGUGAGAGAGACUGGACAGGAAGUUUAUGAAUUAGAGAGGGAUUCGCGAGCCCAACAACAAUACCAACCUUCCUAUGACGAGUAUCAAGGUGCAACCAACGACUUUUACGACGAUAACUCAUCCGACGAAGAAGAGAGGAUCCUGGACGAGAUUGCUCGUGAUUACGGCCUCGAGUCAUACAGAAAUCGACCACCACCUCGAGAAUCCGACUCGAGCGGCGUGACUUCGCGUACCUGGCAUAGCUCACAGGGAUCGAACCCUCCUACAGGGGCCACCUCUCUAUCUACAGUUACAGAAAUGCCGCCACACAUGAAAAACAUUCCACAGGCACCAGCUGCCCCUCCGCCAACACAAUCUCUACCCGAGAUACCUCAACGACCGGGAUCGUCUGCGCAAAGCGUGCGCAAUCGGAGACUCUCGGGGCAGAACCCGAAACAACUCAAAAUCGAAACGUCAAAGCUGGCCCUUCCUCUGCAAAGCCAUGUCGACCAAGCGAAAUCAGCCCCUAUCAGCGGCCAAGGAGUAGAUGCCCAGCCUGGUAUCGAUAUGGGAAUAACGAAUGCACCUCAUAGACAACCUACGCCCCCAUUAUUUGAGGCGAGUCCCACAGACACGACAGGAGUUCGACCUACAGCAUCUCCAUUCGGCCAAUUAGGCUCGGAAAAGGGCGACGAUGAUGUUACUCUCUCACCUAAUGCUCGGAAGCUGAGGAAGAACUUUUCGUCUUCAAGCCUUCGAAGCAUGAAGAGUCGCAACAUGUCUUUGACUCAUUUAGAGGAAAACUCGGAUGUAUCUCCUGGAACUCCAGGAAGCAACCCUUUUGCAUCUCUCAAUGCCCCAUCAGUCCCGGCUUUGCCUACGCCUCUUGCCACUAGCUUCCGAGAGCGAUCAGAAACAAAUGCAGCCGGCCUCUCUCUGUUUGACGAUUACUUCCACUCCCCAACAAGCCCUACUUCGCCCAACCCGCUUAUUCCGGAUCUUCCAGCUCCUCUUGAGCCAUGCCCUACCGAUCUCAUGCUCCGACCAUUCUGGUUGAUGCGAUGUCUCUAUCAGACUCUGGCUCACCCAAGGGGUGGUUACAUUAGCAGCAAGCUCUUUGUAUCUAGGGAUGUCUGGAGGGUGAAGGGAGUGAAACUCAAGAAUAUUGAGGAUAAGGUGGCCAAUUGUGAUUUCCUGACAGCUGCUCUGCUCAAAAUUGCGCGGGUCGAUACUUAUGACGCGGACGCAGUCUUGGAGGAGAUGCAGUCUUUGGAGGGAAUUCUUGAGCAGGUUCAAACAGCAUUGAGCCGCAAGUUAGGCAACGAAGUCGGCGUGAGCGGCUCUGGAGCACUAUUCAAAGACGCAUCUACUGGCGAUGGGGAUGCGUCCACAGGCGUGCCACGGUCAGCCAGUGUUUCUGGGAAAUCAUCCUUCUCAUGGCGACGUCUGCGUUCCAAGAAUUCCGCGGUUGGACUCGGUAACUCUUACUUGAGCCGCGUGACAACGGAUUUGAACAAGGAGGCUACCAGCAUUGCCAGUCUGCCGAUGACACCAACUCCAACGAACCGACCGACCAAGCGGGAUCUGACGCAGGUCCAAUUCUCAGGUCCCAACGCAAUGUAUAUGAGCUCAUUAGCACGCCUGUUUGAUGCAGCUCAAGCUAUUGAUCAAAUAGCUAGACAAGUGGAAGAUCCUGGAUUGCGACAUGCCGACAAGACGCAAGUUGGGCUUGAAUUAUGCACUCGACAUGCUGCUGAGUUCUUCGGAUUUUACGUGUGCAGGUUCGUCCUGUCAGACUUGGGGCUUUUGCUCGACAAGUAUCUGAAGCGUGGAAGUGAAUGGGUUCUCACAUGA